AUGAAGAAUAUCGUUGCAAUCUUAGCUUUUGUUCUUUUCGCCCUUACCAUUUUUGGCGCUGAUGCCACAAGUAACAGUUCCUUGAACAAAUGUCGAAAUGAUUUGAAAAAAGAACAAAGUAAACUUAAAUCUUGUCAAAAUCAAGUAGAUGAGAAGGCAAAGGUGGUUUCUGAACUUGCAUUUGACCCAACUCCAGAAGCUAUUGUAAAGAAUUUGCCACAAGAUUAUUGCUCAAAAUUCAAAAAAGGAGGUUCAAGAGCCGGCCAAUUAACACAAGCUAAUGGAACACAAAUCCUUACUGGUAUUUGCUCCAACACACCACUAGGAGAAAUUCCAAAAAUUGAAAAUAUGCCAUCGACCCUUAUUCUUUCCCCAAAGAAUGGUGAAAAAAUUGAGAAGAACAAAGCAUUCAAAGUUCAAGUUCAGACCACGAACAUUGAACUUGGAGCUUUCAGUGAUCCAGCUUCUCUAUAUAAUGUCUUCCCACAAGCAUUAAACGAUAAAGGUCAAAUCAAAGGACAUCAACAUGUUACCAUCCAAUCCCUCGAUAAUUUGGAUAACAAUACACCACCCGAACCUACUAUAUUUAGUUUCUUCAAAGGUCUUAAUGAUCCAUCAAAGACUGGAAAGUUGGAAACUCUUGUCGAACUUGGUUUACCAAAAACAGGAUUAUACAGAAUGUGCACCAUCUGCUCAUCCCACAGUCAUCAAGGUGUUGUAUUG
Molecule: messenger RNA, 723 nt
Organism: Funneliformis mosseae
Lineage: Eukaryota; Fungi; Glomeromycota; Glomeromycetes; Glomerales; Glomeraceae
Source: the annotation of a GenBank genome assembly